AAGAUGGCGUCUGAAAACACAUCUGAAGCCCCGGAGGAGACAGCAGCUCUCCUAGACACGACCACUGAACAACAUGGCGAUCAAUCCCACAGUGACUUAGCUCAAAAAGAGUCUAAACUGAAGAUUUAUCACUGGACGCAGUCGUUUAAUUCCCAGAAGGUGCGUCUGGCCAUAGCUGAAAAAGGCUUACACUGUGAAGAAUAUGACGUGAGCCUCCCUCUGAGCGAGCACAACGAGCCCUGGUUCAUGCACCUCAGUCCCACUGGAGAGGUGCCCGUCCUGGUUCACAAUGACACUGUCAUCUGUGACCCCACCCAGAUCAUGGAGUACAUGGAGCAUAACUUCAAUGAGGAGGGCACUGUGAGGUUGAUUCCUGAGGAGGGCAGCACAUACUAUCACCGGGUUCAACAUUACAGAGAGCUGCUGGACUCCCUGCAGAUGGACGCCUACACACACGGCUGUAUCCUGCAUCCAGAGUUCACUGUGGACUCACACAUACCGGCAUACGCAGCCUCUUGUAUACGAGCACAGAUAGGAAACACACAGACGGAGCUAAAGAAACUGGCUGAGGAGAAUCCAGAGUUGAAAGAUGCUUAUAUCGCCAAACAAAGGCGGAUAAAGUCUAAGUUGUAUAACCAUGACAAUAUGAAGUAUCUGAAGAAGCUGCUGGAUGAACUAGAGAAUGUAAUGGAUCAAGUGGAGACAGAGCUUCAGAGGAGGGCUGAGGAAACACCAGAGGAGGGCUGUCAGUCAUGGCUGUGUGGUGACUUCUUCAGUAUGGCUGACGUCUCUCUUGCGGUCACCCUGCACCGGCUCAAGUUCCUGGGCCUGUCUCAGCGUUACUGGGGAAAUGGUAACCGCAUCAACAUAGAGACAUACUACGGCCGUGUGGUGCAGCGGCCAGCGUUUAAGAAAGUCCUCGGCCACGUCAAUAACAUCCUCAUAUCAGCCGUGCUCCCGGUGGCCUUCCGCGUCGCCAGGAAGAAUGCUCCAGUUAUUUUAGGCACCACGCUCCUCAUAGGGAUUCUGGGAGGAGCUACGUACCUGGCUUUUCUGUACAUGAAAAAGAGGGUCACCCUGUUUUGUUGAGUGAGUGAAAACGGAGAAGGAAUCUAAAGAGGGACAUGAAUCACUGUAGCUGUAGUAUUGUAUGUUACUAUUUAUGCAACUAAAGAGAAGCCUCGGUAUACAGUACAUACAGGCCAACCCUGAUAAACUACAACAUUGUGUGAUUAAAGUUAUAUGAUAUAUAUUUGGCCCAGAGUCAAAUCUUUUAACUAUUUAACUAAUCAAUUUUAGAUAAUGCUUUAGUAAGAGUUUAAUUAUCAUCAAAGACCACUCUAACACACAUUAAACCCAUAUUAUGCUAUGUCAUGAUGUUGUUUCCUCAUCACAAACACACCUGGAGUUGUGUUUUGUUUCAUUCAUUCUAAGUUCUUCUCUCAAACUGAAAACACUCGUGACAUGUUGUGGCAUAUGAGAAUACAGCAAGUGCUCUACUGUGUUUUUAAAGUCCAUACACCUUCAUUUGAAUCAUUUGGAUCAUUUCAGUCCUGGAAUUGCCCUACUCUACUGAAGUAAAGGUAAAAGGUAACAGUUAACUUGAAAACUACCACUACAUGACAUCAUGAGGUGGAACAGAGCAUUUGAAGCGUUGGCGAUGUAGACAGACUAAUAAUGCAGGAUUACUCAUGUGUGAAUGAAAUAAAAGACAACUGAAGCAGGACAACUGACCAAUUGAUGAGGUAACAACAUUUUAACUAAGAAUGGCUAAAACAUUCUUUACGUCUUCAUUCAAAGUGCAGUGGUUUCCCCCCAAAUGAUUUAAUUAUUAAAUGUUAUUAUUAUAAUAUACAAAAGACUACAUAUUAUGAAAUGAUAAGUUGAGGCUCAAGCAUUAUUAUACAUUAAAUCUGGUGCAGUGUUGCUGCUUUCAUGCACAUUAAAUCAGACAGUGGUGCAUGUGCUUGUGCUUGUGUAAGGACUCAGAUCAUUUCAAAUAUUAUUUAUGAAAAAUUAUUGCUCAAAGAGUAUGGCAGUAUAUUUGUGUCGAUGGACUAUUUCCGUGGCUAAGAUGUUUGUUUUUUUAAUCAUUCAUGUGUAAUAAAAACACACAUUUGCACACUA
Messenger RNA from Periophthalmus magnuspinnatus, 2127 nucleotides. It is a transcript of the gene gdap1, whose product is annotated as ganglioside induced differentiation associated protein 1. NCBI's taxonomy places the organism in Eukaryota, Metazoa, Chordata, Actinopteri, Gobiiformes, Gobiidae. The record is from RefSeq and is a predicted model, not a curated record. The coding region runs from base 4 to 1089 and encodes 361 amino acids. Gene Ontology annotation, biological process: mitochondrial fission; mitochondrial fusion. The transcript has 6 exons. Gene Ontology annotation, cellular component: mitochondrial outer membrane.